Messenger RNA from Peniophora sp. CBMAI 1063, 1125 nucleotides. The record is from the annotation of a GenBank genome assembly. Lineage: Eukaryota; Fungi; Basidiomycota; Agaricomycetes; Russulales; Peniophoraceae.
AUGGCAUCGCUCCCGCAGACGAUCAAGGCGCUUCAGAUCCAGGAGAACCGAACGCUGAAGGUGGUUGAUAUCGCCUUCGCGUCCGAGGAGAAGAUUCGAAACUUGCCGCAAGAUGAAGUGCUGGUCCGCGUCCGCGCUGUCGGUCUCAACCCUACAGACUGGAAGCACGCUUUUCUCCCUGUGGGCAACCCCGGCACCAUCUCUGGCUGCGAUGCUGCGGGGGAUGUCGUUGCAGUUGGAUCAGGCGUGACGCAUAUCAAAGGAGGCGAUAGGGUAGCUGGCAUGAACUAUGGAGGCUCAUGGCAGAAGGACAACGGCGCGUUCGCGGAAUACGUCCGAUUCAAAGCGGCCGUCUGCUUUGUCCUUCCAGCGGCCAUGACCUACGAAGAGGCCGCGUCCUUCCCUAUCCCCCAUCUCACGGCUGUGCAAGCACUGUACAUGCGCCUCUCAUUCCCCAAGCCCCUCACUCCCGAGGCCACUGCGCUUAAGCAGAAGGGCGAGAAGAUCUUGAUCUGGGGCGCCAGCACGGCAGUCGGUCACCACGCCGUCCAGCUUGCCGCGCUUUCUGGACUCGAGGUCUAUGCUACCGCUUCGCCGGCUGUGCACGACGAGAUCAAGGGUUUGGGCGCGUCACACGUUUUCGACUACAGAGACGCGGAUAUAGUCUCCAAGAUUAAGGACGCCGCUGGCCCUGAGGGUAUCGCGUACGCAUUCGACACAGUAUCUGAGAAGGGUAGCCCCGAGGCGACCAUCGACUCGCUUUCGGCAACACGCGGAGGUACCGUCAUUGCGACCCUCCUUCUCCCAGACGCAGUCAAGAAUCGUCGUAAAGACGUCCGCAUCGAGAACACGCUCGUCUACACCGAACUUGGCUACCCAUUAGUCAAGUUCGCGAACGCUGUAGACAUCCCGGCCUCACCUCAAGAUAACGCCGCUGCCAAAUCGUACUGCGCAGAGGACAUCCAUCGCGUCUUGGACGGCUGGAAUACGGGUUUUGGCGCCCCUAACUUCAUGACACAGAAGCUGCGUGUCCUUCCGGGUGGACUUGAGAGCAUUGAAGAGGGCUUGAAGAUCAUGCAGAAUGGCGCGUACGGACGCGAGAAGCUUGUAUAUAAGAUAGCAUAG